AAAAUAUUUACUUUGUUUUUUGUUUUUUUAAUAGAAUAGUUUAAAAUGUAUACACCUAAAAGGCUUUAUCAACAGAAGCAACAAUAUAACUUAAAUUCUCCAUUUGACAAAGUUUCACCUUUUCAGAAUAGUUAUGUUGAUAACAUAAAAGACUCUCAAACAAGAUCUUUAAUGUCAGGAUCAAGUAAAGUUAUUGAGAAAGGUGAAAGUCAUGAGUUAGUUACGUAUGGAACAGAUUUGCCUAUUGAAGUUUCUUCGAUCCUAACUUCUGAAAAAUAUGUUACGGCACUUGCUGAGUCAUCUGGAUGGGCAGCUGUUGUUACUAAUCAAAAUAUUUAUGCUUGGAGAUACACAAUAGGAACAAAUAAAAAGGUGUUGCCGUGCAUUACAUUGCCUCUUAGUUAUACUGCUUUAAAACAUAAGUCUCAGUUAACCAGCAUAGUACAGAAUGAUUCUCAAACAGCUCCGAUGAUCAGUACAAAAACCUGUGUCAUAAAUGUGUCACCUGAAGGUGCUGUGAGAUAUUGGCCAAAUAUUACAAAAGUUUCUACAUAUUAUGAAGCAAUGAUCUCAUUUGAAGGAAAGCAGUCAUACAGUUUAGUCUCUGCAGCACCAUAUGGAUGGAUACUGUUAGCAAGUACAGGUGAAAUUUAUCUGAUUACAGUACACAAUAAUUCAAACAUACAAUACCAACAGUUAUUUGCAUCUGCUGGAAUGCUGUCAGGCAUCGGGAAACGAAUGUCUAGUUAUUGGUUACAGCCUUCAACUCAAGAAAGUUCAGGUAACCCGUGUCUCUGUUGUGGCACCAUAGAUUUUUCUGAAAAUGAAAGAUAUUUUUAUGUGGUAGAUAAAGGAAGUUUCCAAAAGUUUGAAGUAGCCGGUGACCAAAAGUCAGCUUGUAAAACGAUUUUCAAAGUCGAUCUACUCUCUACAUUAAAAGCUUCAUCAGAACCACUCGACAUUUUACAGUUAAAAAAUGUAUCUAGUGUUGACGUUGUUGACAUGAAGAAUACAGGUUUUGGCACAGUUUUUCUUUUAGUACUAAAUUUUGCCAACAAAAGCCAACUGUCAUUAGGUACUUUAAAAAAUAACUGCUCUCACUUUGAAAGUCUGAUUGAUCUUGACAUAGAUAUUCAUAAGUUAGAGGGGGAUAUUCAGCUAAGUGUUACAAGUACUGACUACCAAGCUUACAUAUCCUCAUCGAAGCAGAUUUUUUCGCGAUCUUUAUCAAAAAAUUUAAAGAGUGUUAUUAAUAUACAGUUUACAAGCACCAUUGGUGGCAUACUAUGUGCAGGUGUUUAUGGUAACAAUGCAAUAUUUUUAUCCCGUCAACAUGGUUUUCUGAAGCUGUUGGUUUCUUCUCCAAACAUUUUAAUUCAAGAGAGAAUAUUAAAUGAACAACUUAAAACUUUUGAUGAAAUGGAACAGGGAGAUGCUGAAAAUCAUGUUAGUCAUGAUACUUAUUCAGUUUUGAGAAAUAUGUUGAUUGCAUUUACUAAAGGUCAUUUAAAUGAUGAAACUGUUGCAUCAAUUCUAUGUUCAAGUGAAGAACUACGAGACAGUAUCAUAAUGUUGAGUAAAGAACUUUUGAAUAGUCCUGCAGUUUCUGAUCCAAGAUGGGCUAGUCAGACUAUUAAUGUGGGAUUCACUACUUCAUCAGUGUUGAUCCAGAAUCAAUUGAGAGAUAAAGAACAAAUGCACAACUACCUAAUUGAUUUUUUGACAAAAACUAAAUGUUUUAAAAAGUUAAAUGAGCAGGACAAUGAAAGUGUAAAAGUUCAUCUGAUCGAGCAUGCUGAGAAAAUGGAAUGCUGUUCUACUAUAUUGGACAUGUACAGUCAAGUUCCUGACUUGAUUAGUCAAUCAAUUGAUGCUUUGAAUAACCAAGCAAGUCUAGAAGACUGCAUGACUAAAGAAAGUUUUUUUGCCAAUGUAACAGAAGUAGAUAAGUUCUUUGAUAGUUUAAUCAAAGUUGAAAGUGAUCAGUUGUUUACUUUAAGAACUGUCAAGGAGCAAGUAGAGUUGAUUGCGGCUGUUAGUGGUUUAUUUGCAGCUUGUUUUACAGCAUCAUGGAAAUGUCGCCAGAAAUUGCUAAUAACACUACCAACUAAGCAAGUUUUUGUUCCAUGGACAGGAAGUUCACUUGGAGUAAACACUAGAAGUUUAUUAAAGCAGCAGAUUGAAAUUUCACUUAAGCAAGGUUUACCUAAAGUUGACAGCACCAAGGUUGGCACAAUUCUUACACAACAUAUUAUCUUGCUAACUGACUUACUUUUAGACGCUUUUGAUAAAGAGCUUAUUUUGUGUAAAAAUAUUGCUGAGCAAAAUGUUCUUAAAGAAGAAUACGCACAGCAACGACAAAAUAUUAUUUUGAGUUUAAUUAACCAUGGUUACUAUGAACAAGCUGCAACUAUUGGUGAAAAAUAUGAAGAUUUUAUAAUGUUAAUUUUGUUGUGCGAAAAAACCAAUGAUUCUUAUAGAUUGAAUCGAUACAAAUCAAUGUUUUUAAGCCAAGGUUUUGAGAGUGAACUUUACAGAUAUUAUGUGGAAAAAGGUUAUUGGGAAAAACUUUUGGUUGCUAACGUAAAAUCUCAAGAACUUGAUAAUUUUCUAUCUUCACACAGUUAUUUAAAUUGGUUGCACUAUAUUGAUAUAGGAGAAUAUUACAUGGCAUCUGAAAUUUUGGGCAAACUUGCAAGUGAAGAAUCCGAAUAUGCUGCACGAAAGAAAGUUUUGUUAGUGCUUUCUAACCUUGCAAAAAUGUCUUCAGUUGAAUCAGAUUUAUCAGCUAUUGGGAAUGAGAUAAGAGAAAAUGAUAAAGCACUUGAAUUAUUGGAUUAUCAAGAACAAGUUCUGCAGUUUUUAGGUAAAGAUUUCAGUAGUUCUUCAACUAUUUCUGCUGCUGAUUUAAUUGAACAAAUAAUAGGUGAUGAUUACUUAUCUGAAGUACAAUUCAAUAUGGCAAUAGAUCUUUUGGAACAUAUAAAUGGUAACGACUUUGUUGCCAAUGAUGUAUGGUCUAAAUGCAUACUUCAAGACAGAUGGGAUGAGUCAGUCCAAAUAGAUAUUUUAGCAGUUGUCUCCCAGAAAAUGUUUUAUAAAUGUCUUAAGUAUUGUAAAAACUCAGCGAUACGACAAAAAUUGAUUCCAUCUUUAAAACAACUGCUACUGUCGCCCAAAAUUUCUGAUUUAGUAAAGACUUCUCGCUGCCAACCGCAGCUGCAAGCAUGCUACGAACUACUUGGUCUGUUGGAGGUGAUGAACUAGCAAGAUGUAACUAAAAUAAAUCUAAGCAAGUCGAAACUAAAAUGAGUCAUCUAGUUUUAGGGUUGUUUGUUUUUUAAAAACUCUCAUCAAAUUACAUAGUUUUCUAAAAAAUUUAUAAACAAAUAAUUUUAGCUCAUGUGUAUAUAGACUUAAAGUUCAAAACAACAAUGGAAUAUGCUUAUGUAUUAUUUAAUAAAUAAUAUACUUAUGUAUAUAUGAUUGAUCUAUGAAAGGAGCUAUUUUAAA
Molecule: messenger RNA, 3513 nt
Organism: Hydra vulgaris (swiftwater hydra)
Lineage: Eukaryota; Metazoa; Cnidaria; Hydrozoa; Anthoathecata; Hydridae
Product: nuclear pore complex protein Nup133
Biological process (GO): poly(A)+ mRNA export from nucleus; protein import into nucleus; transcription-dependent tethering of RNA polymerase II gene DNA at nuclear periphery
Cellular component (GO): nuclear pore outer ring
Molecular function (GO): protein binding; structural constituent of nuclear pore
Source: RefSeq, a predicted model, not a curated record